AUGGAAAAUAAUUGCGUUGCAUGGGAAAGAUUUACGCCAAGUGGUCCUGUAGCUCUGCUACCACUUACUGAAAAUAUGAGUUCAGUGACAUGGUCGACAAAUACAGAGCAUGCUGAAGAAUUGCUUUCAUUACCACCGGAAAAGUUUGUUGAUGAGCUUAAUGAAUUUUUGACCACUGACAUUCAUCAAAAUUCCAUAACAAAUCAGUUUUUAUCACUAACGGAACAACUAUUAAAAGGAGUAUUUUCCGUAAGUGAGAAGCCAAGACUUACUUUUCCGACGGUUACAUCCUUAUAUGAAGAUACUCGUGCAGGAUUUCCACUGGCUUUUGGACAUUGCUAUAGUUAUAUUAUACCAAGAGCUGCGCUGAUUGGUGAUGCGGCUCAUCGUACUCAUCCGUUAGCUGGACAAGGAGUUAAUCUCGGAUGGAGUGAUGUGAAAAUAUUGACAAGUUGCCUGGAACAAUGUGUAAUUGAUGGUGGUGAUUUAGGUUCGCUUACGUAUUUGUCCGAUUAUGAUACACAUGCACAACGACGGAAUGUACCUGUGCAGGUGGCAUGUGAUUGGUUGAAUAGACUUUAUUCGACGAGUAGUACGCCACUCAUUCUUAUGCGUUCCUUUGGUCUUAAUAUGGUCGAUAGAUUAGCACCUUUAAAAUGCUAUAAUGAUUUCAUUUAUCUUACUCUUACCACAGGAUCUUAUCGUUUAUCGGACGUCAACGUAAACAAUGCAAUGCAAUGCUGA
Loa loa (African eye worm) is the source of this 744-nucleotide messenger RNA. RefSeq lists its product as hypothetical. The transcript has 5 exons. Gene Ontology annotation, biological process: ubiquinone biosynthetic process. The coding region runs from base 1 to 744 and encodes 247 amino acids. Gene Ontology annotation, molecular function: FAD binding; oxidoreductase activity, acting on paired donors, with incorporation or reduction of molecular oxygen, NAD(P)H as one donor, and incorporation of one atom of oxygen. Lineage: Eukaryota; Metazoa; Nematoda; Chromadorea; Rhabditida; Onchocercidae. The record is from RefSeq and is a predicted model, not a curated record. Gene Ontology annotation, cellular component: mitochondrion.